AUGGGGGAAUGCAUCGUUACAGAUGUAUCAUUACCACCUCGUUUUAAUUUAAAAAACAUACAAGAAAAAGACGAAGAUACAAUAAGUCAUACUAAUUCAAUCAGUGAAUCAAAUGAUUCAUCUUAUGUGCCUGAUUCAGAUAUUUCUGAAAACAGUAUAGAAGACAAAAAUAAUUCGAAAACUUUGAUGAAAGAUGAAAAUCAAAAUUUACUUAAAACAUCAAAAAAUACAACUCUAGAAAUGUCACUUUCGCUUGGACAUAAUGCACCAGACGACACAAAUAUGUUUGUAAAAACUGUGGAAUCUGGAAAUAAGAAAGAUUUUUGUAUUUAUUGCCAAACGGAACAAUCCAAGUUGAGUCGUCACCUUAGCAGAAAACAUAGAAAUGUAAAGGAAGUAAAAGACAUCUUUUAUAUUCCUAAGGGACGACCAGAGCGUGAAUUGAAAGUUAUGCGUCGUCCUAAAUAUAAUAAAAAUGUUAGUGAUUUUUCUAUAUGCUCGCAAUGCAAGGGUAAUUAUUUCAAAUCAGCCAUUCGACAUCAUUAUAGAAGAUGCAGUAAACAAAAUUCUACAAAUAAUAGAACUAUAUUAGCCAAAUCAACAAAAAUUACAGGUCGAAUCCACGAAUCUGCGUGUAAAAUUCUCCGACAACGCGUUUUUCCAACAUUAAGAAAUGAUAAUGUUUCAAGAGUUAUAAGAUAUGAUGAAUUGGCUAUUAAUUAUGCAAACAAAUUAUGUGAAAAAUUUCAAGAUCCUCACUUUUAUGAUAUGAUUCGACAAAAAUUGCGUUUGAUUGGUCGUCUACUUCUUGAAAUGAAGAAUCAAAAUGACAAAAUCGAUGAUCCCUUUACAAUUUUUGUACCAAAUAAUUAUGAUAAUUGUCUCAAAGCUGUUAGAACCUUAGCAGGUUUAAAUGAAUCAGGAACUGGCUUUAAAACUCUAUCAGUGGCAACAUCUUUGGGUACUUUACUCAAACAACUUUGGAAGCGGUGCAUUACAAUAAUGAUAAAGAGACACGAUAAAGAAAAACGAGAACUUGCAGAACAAUUUUUAAAUCUGUUAACAGAAGAUUAUUCUUUUUCUAUUGCUCGAACAGCUAUUGAAACUCAGCAUCGAAGGAAAAGAUACUCAAGAAAAUUAUUACCAACUCAAGAUGAUAUUAAAAAAUUAGAGACUUAUUUAAAUGAUACUCUAAAAACAUCUUACGAUUUAUUAAAGCAAGCAUUUUCUUUAAAUUUAUUUAACCGACGUAGGCCAGGAGAAAUCGAACGUGCUUUAAUUGAAGAUUUUCAGAAUUAUGAAUCAGUGAAUGAAAAUACAAUAGGUACAUCUUACCUAUCGCUUAGCAACGAUGAAAAAAAAGCAGCAAAGAAAUAUGUUCGAUAUACUAUGAGAGGAAAAUUAGGCCGCACUGUACCGGUUUUACUUCAUAAACAAAUGCUAGAAAAUUUACUAUUACUUCUAAGCCAUCGUAAAACUGCCAAUGUUCAUCUAAAAAACCCAUAUCUUUUCGGAAUACCUGGCAUAAUAAAGGGAGACUAUCGUUAUUUAAGAGCAUGUGAUCUUAUGAGAAAAUAUUCAAUGGAAUGCGGAGCAUUAAAUCCAGAUAGGUUGCAAGGAACUAAUUUAAGAAAACACAUAGCUACAAUGUGCACUAAUUUAAAUUUAAAAGAUUACGAAGUUUCCGAUUUGGCUAAUUUUAUGGGUCAUGCAGAUAAAAUACACAAAGAGCAUUAUCGGCAGCCCAUUUUAACUAGAGAAAUAUUUCAAGUAUCUAAAUUAUUAGAAAUUGUACAUGGAAAAGACAGUGAUGAGAAAAUAGAGGAAGAUGACAUAGAGCAAAAUAAUUUUCAUCAAAGUAUACUUUCGCAUGAUAGUAAUUCUAUACAAGAGUCUGAAAAGCAAUCUAUUAAUACGAAUAAGCGAAAAUUUAAUGAUUCAUUGAAUCUUGAAGAAUCUAAUACAAGUGAAAAUAAUACAGAACAAAAUUCUUUAGGAAACGAAUCUUCACUAUCAUUUUCACAAGUGAAUCAUAAGAAUAAAAAAAAACGAUCAACAUCUCCAUUUGGAAAAUGUGUUCGACAACGUUGGACUGCAGAAGAAAAAAAUAUUGCAUACACAACAUUCAAACAGCAUAUUAUUUCAAAAAUUUUACCUUCUCUGAAAGAAAUUCAAAAAUUAAAGGAUUCGAAUCCCGGUAUUUUUAACAGAAAUCCUGCAGCAAUUAAGACAUGGUGCAAUUCUAUUUUAUUGCACGACGCCAUGUUGCACUGUAACUGCUUCAUCUUGGGAGCUGCAGUAACCGCAGUAGCAAUAUGGCUACCAUUUAUGACGUCAUUGAUGGAACUAGAUGCUGUCGCAGCACACUGCGUGCUAAUAACGGAACAAUUUUUCAGCACUGCCAGUACUGGCAGUGUAUAUCGGAACACACCCUAUGUUGUAUUAAGUUUGAAAGAUUGA
Messenger RNA from Formica exsecta, 2460 nucleotides. RefSeq lists its product as uncharacterized. The record is from RefSeq and is a predicted model, not a curated record. The transcript is spliced from 8 exons. The coding region runs from base 1 to 2460 and encodes 819 amino acids. Lineage: Eukaryota; Metazoa; Arthropoda; Insecta; Hymenoptera; Formicidae.